AGAUUCCCGCCACAGUCCGCCAUCUUGAUUGUUUACCCUCAGACCGCUGGCACAUCCCCUCACAUUAUCGCCCCCCACGCCCACACCGCGAUGCCCCCCACCGCCCCCCGCUGAAGGCCAGCGCGCACACACACACACACACACGUACACACACACACACGCACACACGUACACACGCACAUGGAUACCCUGACGCACAUAGCAGAAGAUGAAGCUAUGGAAGAAGAGGCAGGAAGAGGAGGAGGAGAGGAGGAGGAGGAGGAGGAGGAGAGGAGGGAAGACCCACAGGAAGAGGAAGGAGGAGGAGGAGGAGGAGGAGAAGGAGAGGAGGAAGAAAUAUUUAAUAAUCUAGGAAUAAGGGAGGAGGAGGAGAAGGAAGAAGGAGGAGGAGGAGGAGGAGGAGACAAAAAGGAAGAGGAGGAGGAGGAGGAAGAAGGAGGAGGAGGAGGAGGAGGAGGAAUAGAAGAAAUGAGAAGAACUAUAGACAGACUAACAGCGGAGGAGGAGGAGGAGGAGGAGGAGGAAGGAAGAGGAGGAGGAGGAGGAGGAGGAAGGAGAGAGGAAGAAGAAGAGAAGAAGGAGGAAGAGGAGGAGGAGAAGAAGGAAGACAAGGAGGAGGAGGAGGAGGGAGAGAAACAAACUUUUCCGCAGAAUUUUGACGACACCGAAAAUGAAAAGUCCGGAGAAAAGGAGGAAAAACCGGAGGAAGGAGGAGGCGGAGGAGACCGGGAGGAGACCGAGACCAAGAGGGAAGACUCACCCACCAGACCGAGGCAGGAGGACGCCCAGAGACCACCCGAGACCACCGGGAUCGAGACCAAACGAGACCAGGGCCUGACGAACGCAUCUGAAAAAUCUCCGAAAAGUCCGGAGAAAACGACGGAUAACUCGGGAACCACGGAGGCCAGCGCGACGAAACUCGGCCAGGGGAAGCGGAGACCCACGGAGAGUCUGGCCGCUGCCCCGAAGGUCAAACGCCGCAAACACAAAAUGCAGGAGAAGGAAAAAGAAGCGGAGUCGAGACGAGAAUCGGCGCAGAAAAAUUCCGAUUUGUCUUCGGAAAACGACUCGGAACGCGAAGACGACUCAGCGGAUUCGAGCGACAACCGGAAGCGGAAGAGGCGGAUGUCCAAGCGGAAACGUGCCAGCUCCGGGGGGCUGAGCGUGCGCCCCAAGGUCAAGAAUUUGCGUCGGAACAUCCGCGACAUAAUCUCCGACGACAAGCUUGAGGAUGACACACUGAACGCUCAGAAGGAAGAACAGCUUAGGUUACAGAGACUCCAGGAAAAGCGACUGGCUCUGAGGGAGUACCUCGAACAACAACAGGUGGAACGGAUAGUAGCUGAGGUCAGCGCUAACCUGCAGGAGACUACUACUACUUCCGCUACUACUACUACUGCUACUACUACUACUACUACUACUACUACUAUUCCGGACGAUGAAGAUGAUGACAUUGUGGUCCUAAGCGGGGAGGAGGAGGAGGAGGAGGAGGUGAAGGAGGAGAAGAAGAAGAAGGAGGAGGAAGAGGAGGAGGAGGAGGAAGAUGAGGAGGAGGAGGAAGAGGAGGAGGAGAGAAGAAGAAGAAGAAGAGGAGGAAGCAUUUUGGAGGUCCCGAAAUUCUACAAAGUCAAGGAGGAGAUUGAGGAAGAGCUCAUUUAUCCGCCCGUCGAAACAGAGCUGAAGGAAUUAUCCAGCGACGAGGAACUUGACCAAAACAUCCUUAAGGACAAACACAAGAGGAUCACACUCGACGCUGACACCCUCAAGGCCCGUCAGCAGCCAGUAGAGUCAGCAGAGGAGUCAGCAGGGGAGAAGGAUCAGCAGGAGACAGCAGAGAGAGGGAGUGACUCAGAUGUUGUGAUUCUCAGCCACUCGGAGGAGGAGGAGGAGGAGGAGGAGGAUGCGACCAGCUCCGGGGCGCACAUCAACGAUGAAUUUAAUGUCCCCGAUAGCCGAGGUCGCGUCCUGGUCAACGUAGGUCAUCCAGAGGGGGAGGAGGACAUCUUUCUUGCUCCUCAGCUCGCAAAGGUCGUCAAGCCCCAUCAGACUGGUGGUAUCCGGUUCCUCUAUGACAACAUUGUGGAGUCUCUGGAGCAAUUUAAGACAUCUAACGGAUUUGGCUGCAUCUUGGCGCACUCCAUGGGGCUCGGGAAAACACUCCAGAUCGUGUCGUUCACCGAUGUGUUUCUUCGUCACACGUCGGCAAAGAGUGUGUUGAUCAUUGUUCCGAUCAACACACUACAGAACUGGCUUGCCGAGUACAACACCUGGCUGCCGGAGGAGGGAGCCGCCCCCCCCCACACCCCCGACGGCACCCCAAUCUGGGCCAGGAAGUUCAAGGUUUUCCUCAUCAACGACGCGCAGAAGAACCUCAACCAGCGGGCCCGCGUGAUAGCCCAGUGGCAGGAGGCGGGCGGUGUUUUACUGAUGGGCUACGAACUCUACCGUCAGCUGUCCCUCAAGAAGCCCAAGAAGCCCAAGAAGAAGAAGAAGAGCGACGGAGGAGGAGGAGGAGGAGGAGGAGGAGGGGGAGGAGGAGGAGGAGGAGACAAGGAGGUUGUGGACAUAGAAGAAGAAGAUAAGAAUAAGGAGCUUUUAGAAGACAUCCAGAAGGCCUUGGUGCGACCCGGGCCUGACCUGGUGAUCUGCGAUGAGGGUCACAGGAUCAAAAACGCACACGCCAACAUCUCCCAAGCUCUCAAGAACAUCAGGACCCGUCGGAGGGUGGUGUUGACUGGGUACCCCCUUCAAAACAACCUUCUCGAAUAUUGGUGUAUGGUGGACUUCGUGCGGCCGAACUAUCUUGGCACGAGGACAGAGUUCAGCAACAUGUUUGAGCGGCCGAUACAGAAUGGUCAGUGUGUAGACAGCACGCCACAUGACAUGAAGCUAAUGAGGUACAGAUCACAUGUCCUCCACUCCCUCCUGGAAGGCUUCGUGCAGAGGCGGGGUCACAGCGUCCUGGCCAGCUCAUUGCCUGGGAAGGAGGAACAUGUAUUGCUAUGCCGACUGACGGACAUUCAGAGGAAAUUAUAUUCUUGUUUUAUGUCGGAGUUGGCCGCUACGAAGGCCAUGGCCAACCCCCUGAAGGCCUUUGCCAUCUGCUGUAAGAUCUGGAACCACCCAGACGUCCUGUACAAUUUCGUGCAGAAGAAGAUCAGCGAAGACUUUGAUCUUGACCUGGAGGACCACGAGGGGUCGGGGCGGGGCCGGGGCGGGCGGGGCCGGCCUGGGGCGGUGGCGGCUGCGGCGGCGGCGGCUAUGCUGUCCAGCGGAUGCAUUGGGCCGAGACCCGGGAUGGAUUUAGGUGGAGGAGGUGGAGGAGGAGGGAUGCUGGGAGGUGGAGGAAUGAUGGGCGGAGGAAUCGGAGGAGUUUCUCUCCCUUCCUCCGGCCCCUCCACUGUCUCCAUGUGGCAACAACAACAACAAGAACAACAACAACAGGAACAGCAACACCAGAUAAUGCAACAACAACAACAACAACAACAACAGCGGUUUGGGAUGUCCCCGCACCACCACUACUACCAGCAACAACAACAACAACAACAACAACAACAACAACAGGACAUGAACCUACAGCAACAGCAACAACAACAACAACAACAACAGCAACAGCAACCAGCCCACAAUCUCAUGCUUAACCAGAUGGCGAACUUGGGCGCUGGGGGGGGCGGGGGAGGUGCUGGGGGCGCGGGGGGGGCGGCGGGGGGCUUCCAGGACCCCUUCCAGUAUGGGGGGAUGUCUGGGUAUGGCUCCAUCCCGGGCUAUCCCUGGUACCCUCAGAACUACAUGGGUUAUGGAAAUUACCCUUACUACGCCACACACCCCCAGAAUUCCUCCCCUGUGGCCUCCCAUGGCGUACCCGGAGCCUGGGGGGCGGCACCAGGGGGGGGAGGAGGAGUUGCCGGAUCCAUUGGCGCCGGCGGAUCGACCGUCGGAUCGCUCAAUUCCGCCCCAGAGCAAGUUGAAAAUGGGCUAAAUUUGGGGCACUCUGGACAUAUCGACACCCAGCAACAGCUUCCACCUCCGCCUGUUCAGCCUCCCGCCGCUCCCGUGUCCUCCGCUGCCUCCUCCACGACGUCAUCCACCUCCUCCUCCACCUCCACCUCCUCAUCCACCUCCACCUCCGCCCUGAACCAGCAAAACCUCAUGAGUGCAAACCAGUCGCAGAAUUUCCCCUCGGACCGAAAGUUGAAAGAGGAGGAAGAAGAGGAGGAGGAGGAGGAGAAGGAGGAGGAGGAGGACGAGGAGAAGAAGAGCCAGAAGGUGAAGGAAGACCCCGGCGGAUCGACCAAACCCAAAACGGAAGCGGAGGAGGAGGAGGAAGACGAGAGGAAGGACUCGCAGACGGCGGACUCGAAAAACGCAAAUUCCUCCGAGACUCCGAUCAAGAAGGAGGAGAUUGUCGCAAAGAAGGAAGAAUUGACCCUUGAGUGGACCGACGGGCUAUUCAAGGACUACCUACCGGGUCUACUCUCGAACUCCGCCAAGUUCCAGAUCUUCUUCCAAAUCCUUGAGGGCUGUUUGCGAUACGGAGACCGGCUACUUGUGUUUUCCCAAUCUCUGUUCACGUUAUCCCUUCUCGAGGAGUUCCUGCAGCGAGCGUACAUCCCCGGGCUAUACGAGACAUGGCAGCGGAACCGGUCAUACUUCCGGCUGGACGGCUCGACCUCCGCCAUCGACCGGGAGAAGCUCAUCAACGAAUUCAACUCCAAUCCGACCAUACGGCUGUUUCUCGUGUCGACGCGCGCUGGGUCGCUCGGAAUCAAUCUCGUGGGAGCGAACCGGGUGAUUGUUUUCGACGCUUCCUUCAACCCCUGCCAUGACACGCAAGCGGUAUGCAGGGUCUACCGGUACGGCCAGCGGAAGCAGUGCCAUAUCUACCGGCUGGUGACCGACAACUCCCUGGAGAAACGGAUUUACGAUCGGCAAGUUAACAAGCAGGGGAUAUCCGAUCGGAUUGUGGAUGAGAUGAACCCAGACGCUCACCUCUCGUCCAAGGAGAUUAGCAACCUGCUCGUGGAGAAUGAGAGUGACCCAGACCCACUGGACCUCUCUGGCAAAGCGGAAGACUACAGCGACCCCAUCCUGCGGGACAUAAUGCAGAACCUCGGGCGGAACUUGACGCGGGAACCCUUCAAGCACGAGAGCCUCCUGGUAGACCGGAAGGAUAAGCGGUUGAGCCAGGCGGAGAAGCGGCUCGCGAAACGAUCGUACGAACUUGAGAAACAGGCGAACAUCACGUAUUCAAGGCCUUCCUAUGCGGCCUUCUACCCCAAGACCCACACCUCCGGCCAGGUUGUCAUGGGCACCAACAUCAGCGGGGUGGUCUACGCCAAGCCUGUGGGCACCGUGCGACCUCUCCAAGCAGAGAUGGGUCACAGCCUAGGUCAACAGGGCAUCAGACCCAACAUCCUCAGCAGGGGUCACUCAUCCUUCCCUGUCGAGGCGCUGGCCAAGCAGGGGGUCAGCGUGCAGCAGAUAACAGUGCCCAAAGACGUAAGUAUUCCGACGAACUCCGGGGAUGGCAAACCUAUCCUCUUGAAGGCCGGCCAGAGUGUUAUGGUCAUCAAGACUCAGAAAGGAAUCUACUUGCGACUCAACGACGGAAAGAUUGUAGCCAUCCGAGUGCCGCCCGGAAAUGAGGAGGUGUUCGGUCUGCCCCUCAACAAAGGCUCAGUGACCAUUGUGCCCACACUCGUCAACACCCCAAAGCAGACCCGUUUGAGUGGGGUCGGACGCGGCGUUACUGGGAACAUCAUCCGAGGUGGCAAUGUCAUCACUCCGAAUCGACGAGGGCGCCCCCCAAUGGCCAUGCAGUAUGCCACCGGGGGGCUCAUCACCAAGGGGCUUCCGGGGGGGGGCACCCUAGGACGCGGCGGGGUGCGGAAGGCCGGGGGGGGCACGGUGUCCACCCCACAGGCCGUUCUGAACAAGAGUGUCGUCAUAACUCCAGCGGGCCACAAAGCAAUCACAACCUCCGUUUCGGCGGCCUCCCACGGGCUAGGCAAGGGCGGGAAGGGUGUGAAGAUCCUAGGGAAGGGUGCGCAGAACAUCGCCGCAGCCCCCAGGCCCGGCCCCGCCCCAGUGCUCGGGAAAGUGGGGAAGAAAACGCCGAUUUCCCAAGUGGGUGCGAUGCGGAAAAAGUCGGAGGACUCGGACGCUGGGGUUCAGACAGAGGGUGAGGAAACAGCUCCCCCAGCGGAAACCGGGAACCCCAGUGCGGCGCCCCCCACCGAGGACGUGGAGGAAGCCCCGCCCUCCCCCCCCACCCCGGCACGGACCCCGAGUCUCUCCACCCCAGAGCCGGAGAGCGAAAAGAAAACGGAGACGAUUUCGACGUCCACAGAAACACAGGACGAGGAGACCCCCGAACAGAGUCUGACCCCAAACCCAAUUGUGACCCAGCCCAGCGGCACCCACAGCGAGGUCAUACUGGGGCAGCCCUCCCGGUCGGCCGUGGGGUUCUCGCGCGACGCCCCGGAGCGCACGGGCAUCGUAAAACCCCAGAUUCAAACCCCGCGAAUCCCAGAGGUCACGAAACCCACGACGCAGAAUUUGACGUCACUCACCCAAACACAGGCGAGUUUCUCAGCCUCCCCGCCAACCCCAGGCCGCCCCACCGCCUCCCUCACCCCACUACAGAGCAUGAGCAACCUCCUCCCCCCGCCGGCAACCCCCACAACCUCAACCUCUUCCUUCAGCGGGCAGUUCCAGCAGACAACCCAGCCGCUGUUUCAACCGUUUCUCGGCACCCAAAACUCCACAUCGGCGGGCAGUAUUGGGGCGUCCGGCACCUCGCUAGCGUCCAAUGUGGCACAGGUGGCGCCCCAGAUCCACCCCGCACCCAACCCCGCCCCGUCGUCCCCCUUCCCGACGCCGGUAUCCCAAAUAUCAACGUCACUCUCAAAUUUCCCGUACUCGAACCCGACGCUGGACUCCCAAGGGACAUCCCGGGGCUCCGAGUCCCCGCUGAACCUGUCCCAGCUUCUCGGGGCGGCGUCGGGGCUCGAGGCAGCCGAGGACCAGACGGGGCAGCAGUCGGGGCAGCAGAACCAGGCUAACCAGCAGCAGAUUGCCCCGCACCCAUCCGCUCUCGAGUACCUCAACUACACACUGACCCAGACGUCAUCCGCUUUCCGGCGCCCCGAGUACCCCGCGGGGCUCCCGGCGGACAUCCAGAGCCUGCUGAACUCAUCCCCACAGACCCUCCCCCCCGCCCCGACCCCGGCGACCCCCCCGUUCCCAAGCUAUCAGCCCCCGAGCUACCAAUACCAAUCUUAUCGCCACCCCACCGCCUACUCAUACCCCGCGCAAUAUCCCCCGCCAUAUGCCCCGUCGCAGUACCCCGCCGGUCUCGCCCCGCCCGCCCCGCCCGCCCACUCCUCGCCCCCGGUUGGGAACUAUUCGGGGCUCCAUACGACCCCAAAUUAUGGAUACAAUGGGACUUCUUCAACGCCAACGCGGGCAUAUCCGACAUCAUUGGGAGGUUUUGCACACGGCCCCUACCCACCCAUGUGAGAGAGAGAGAGAGAGAAAGAGAGAGGGAGGGAGAGAGAGAGAGAGUGAGAAAAUAGAGCGAGUGAGAGACUAAAUAGAGAGAGAGAGAGAGAGACUUGGACUUCAGAGAGAGAGAAGACUGUGGAUUUGGACCUUACAAAAGAGAGAGAGAGAGAGAGAGAGAGAGAGAGAGAGAGAGAGAGAGAGAGAGAGAGAGAGAGAGAGAGAGAGAGA
Molecule: messenger RNA, 7734 nt
Organism: Eriocheir sinensis (Chinese mitten crab)
Lineage: Eukaryota; Metazoa; Arthropoda; Malacostraca; Decapoda; Varunidae
Product: transcriptional regulator ATRX-like
Exons: 16
Coding region: 181-7521 (2446 amino acids)
Cellular component (GO): nucleus
Molecular function (GO): ATP binding; ATP-dependent chromatin remodeler activity; ATP hydrolysis activity
Source: RefSeq, a predicted model, not a curated record